AUGUUGCCGAUAACAACUUCCGCACAGGAACACACAAAAAAGAAGCCUUGGCUCAAUUGCCUGUUUCAUGAUACCGAUAAAACGGCUAUUAAGAAACCCGAUGAGUUUGGAAUUAGUGAGAAAGAUUAUGCUCCGUUAUCAAACAUCAACAGUGAUAUAGUGGAUCGUAUCCAAGGCUCAAUGUUUGGUUUGGCAGUAGGCGAUGCUCUUGGUGCUCAUGUUGAAUUUAGACCUCAUAGCUAUUUGGUUGUUAAUCCAGUGAAGGAUCUAGAAGAAGGAGGAACAUGGGGUCUAGCACGAGGACAGUUCACCGAUGAUACUUCUAUGGCACUUUGUUUGGCUCUUUCACUUAUUGCUUGUCAAGACUUUGUUUCAUACGAUCAAUUGGUUCGCUACAAGUGGUGGUAUCGAUAUGGCUAUAUGUCAUCAACUGGCCAUUGUUUUGACAUUGGAGCAGCCACGAAAGAUUCUAUUCAAGAAUUUGAAAAGCGUCAGAAACAAUUUGCACAUGAUCAUAGUAUUCAUUUAGAUCAAAUAGACUUUUUGUCUAAUCGUGAUCUUCUUCAAGCCUUCGAUGUCAAAUGCAGUAAAGAAGGUGUAGCCGGUAAUGGUGCCCUGAUGCGUCUCGUACCUGUGCCAAUCUUCUUCUUCCGACAUCCUGUAGCAGCCGUGGAGUAUUCAGGCAUCAGUAAUAUAAUUACCCAUGGAGAUGAAAAAGCUUAUGAUGCUUGUCGUUAUUACGGAGCUCUUAUCGUAGCUGUUCUUCAUGGUGCAAACAAAAAUGAAUUGACUAGUAAUACAUUUUACGAUGAUCAUUUGAUAUGGUUUGGUCAUCGCGCGCUUCAUCCUGAAGUCAUGACAGUUGCUCGAGGAUCAUACAAAAGACCAGGUGGUUAUCAAGAUGGAAUUCGAGGAAAAGGAUAUGUUAUCAAUGCUUUGGAAGCUGCUUUAUGGGCAUUUUGGAGUGAUGAAGACUCGUUCGAAAAAGGUGCGCUUAAUGCAGUUAAUCUAGGCGAUGAUACAGACACAACAGCAGCUAUUUACGGUCAAUUAGCUGGUGCUUACUACGGAUACAAGAAAUUGCCAACAAAAUGGUUGGAUUGUAUCUAUGCUAAGAAUUUUAUACAUUGUGUAAGCACUUGGAUUGCUUACGAAGGGGAACAUUGGUUUAGCAAUCAGACUUUUUCAACCAUACCGUCGAAUACAAUUGUACGUAAGGCAGUCAAUUCUUCUGGUCGUAUUGGACAUCUCUAUGAUGGAUGGCAAGAUCAUAUUAUAGAAUUCCUUGCUACAGCACGUUGGUUUGAUGGUCAUGAAUCGAAAUAUGAAAAGAGUUGGUUGAUUUCAAAGAAACAAGUGGAGUUACUUCUUUAUUGGGUUCGUCAAGCUGAUCGUCCGUAUCUCAUACAUCAAUGGGUACAACGAGCAGAAUAUGCACGACUCGAAGUCUUGCAGUUGAUUCGUCCGAUAAUGGAAACAAUGCGAAAUAUUCUUCGAAAUCACAUUUUACACAAGGAUUAUUCAUUAUUUGAAAAGGUAUUUCAUGGUAUACAUGCAUUUCGAGAUGCUCAUUUAAAAGAUGAAAAAACAAAGGCCACAUAUUACAGCUACCUCACUCAUAGAACAGCGUCGUUAGAUUACACUAUCAUUCUGAACGUGUAUACAGAAGAUUUCGUACGAACUCAAGGAGCUAAUAUAAAAGAAAAAAAAUGA
This is a messenger RNA of Rotaria sordida, 1713 nucleotides long. The record is from the annotation of a GenBank genome assembly. NCBI's taxonomy places the organism in Eukaryota, Metazoa, Rotifera, Eurotatoria, Philodinida, Philodinidae.